AUCGACGUAGAGCAGCAAAAUACGGUCGAAUCGUCAAAUAUACUGACGGAUUUUGUUUCUUGUAACGUUGGCUGCUCCGGCGAUAACCUCUGAACUUUUGUGAGAAAUAAAAGAGCCCCAGUGGAUACGGGAAGUGGUAGUGUGAAUUAGAAAAUUGAGAUCUCGAAAUGGCAACAGUGCAGUUUAAAGACGUUUCACCCUAUAAAUUACCAAGACAACAUCCCCCAGAAGACUACAUCUAUGGAAAAUACGUACAAGAUGUAACUCUACAAAAAACCGGAGGGUAUAAUGUUAUUGGAAUUGCUCUCUUUGGGGUUGGUAGGGCAGGAUCAAUUCAUUUGACAUCACUAGUAAAAAAUCCUCGUGUAAAAUUGCUGUACAUCGUAGACGAUGACCAAUCGAAGUGGAAACCUUUGAAGGAUUAUUGGAAUCUUACAGAGACGAUAUUUUUAGCUAGUACUAACGCUUCUCAAGUUUUCAAUGAUGAAAAUGUUGAUGCAGUAGUUGUAGCAUCACCCACUCAUACUCAUGAACAGAUAGUAACUCAAGCUUUAGACCACAAGAAAGCUGUGUUUUGUGAAAAACCUGUUGCCGAAGAUAUAGAAAAGACCAGGAAAUGCUUCGAGAAAGCAAAAAAAGUGGGCAUGCCAUUGCUCACUGCAUUCAACAGACGUUUUGAUCCAGCUUACAGUACUGUUAGAGAACGGGUCAGGAAAGGAGAAGUAGGUCAUGUAACUACCAUCAAAGUCUGUAGUAGAGAUUCACCCUUACCGACUAUUGAAUAUCUUAAACAGUCAGGGGGUAUAUUUCACGAUUGUGCUGUUCACGAUAUCGAUAUGAUAAUUUGGAUUCUUGGCGAAUAUCCGUCUAAAGUGUCGGUGUCUGCCACAGCAAAUAUUCCCGAGAUAGCGGAAAUUGGAGAUCAUGAUACCGUUGCCAUUCUUCUCACUUUUCCCAGUGGCACAAUUGGUGUAAUCGAUUUAAGUAGAAACAGCAACUACGGAUAUGAUCAGCGUCUUGAAGUAUUUGGUUUUAAAGGAAUGGUAAGGGCUGAAAAUCAACAACCUGUCCAUGGAGUUGAAUUCAGUUGCGGUCUUGAAGGCUUAAAGAGGUCUCCUAUAUUUUACUCGUUCCCUUCUAGAUACCAAGCUGGGUACAUUAAUGAAACGGAGCACUUCUUAAACGUACUUCAAGAUAAAGAAAAAUUAUCUGUAGAUCCAAAAGAUGUAUUAGCUGUUACUAAAAUUGCAAGUGCAUGUGAAGAAGCUGCGAGAACUGGAAGGAUAAUAGAAUUAAAUUGGAAUGAAGAAGAUCAUCCGCAGUACCAGAAAGAGAUAGGAAGUAUUCGUUCUAAAUUAUGAAAAACUGAUCAUUACUAACCAAUUCCAGUGAAGAUAUCAUCCAUUUUACCUCUUUAUCAUUAAUUUAUCGACUUUUAUUUAUUUUUUAAAAAAAUUUUCUCGAUGUUAUACAAUAAAUUGUUACAAUACUAACCCAAGUCGUCUUUCAUUAGGUUUUAGCCACAGAUUUUAUGUUAAUGUUAAUAGUAAUGGGUCCCAUUUACUGUAAGUAUUAUCAAUAAAUAUUGUAAAAUACAAAA
Molecule: messenger RNA, 1600 nt
Organism: Agrilus planipennis (emerald ash borer)
Lineage: Eukaryota; Metazoa; Arthropoda; Insecta; Coleoptera; Buprestidae
Product: inositol 2-dehydrogenase
Exons: 9
Coding region: 168-1361 (397 amino acids)
Biological process (GO): NADPH regeneration
Cellular component (GO): cytoplasm
Molecular function (GO): nucleotide binding; oxidoreductase activity
Source: RefSeq, a predicted model, not a curated record